Ricinus communis (castor bean) is the source of this 2071-nucleotide messenger RNA. RefSeq names its product probable anion transporter 3, chloroplastic. The coding region runs from base 247 to 1752 and encodes 501 amino acids. NCBI's taxonomy places the organism in Eukaryota, Viridiplantae, Streptophyta, Magnoliopsida, Malpighiales, Euphorbiaceae. The record is from RefSeq and is a predicted model, not a curated record. Gene Ontology annotation, molecular function: phosphate transmembrane transporter activity. Gene Ontology annotation, biological process: transmembrane transport. Gene Ontology annotation, cellular component: plastid. The transcript is spliced from 8 exons.
AAUAAUAAAAACUCUCCUCUUGCUCAAGGGGUGCUUGCUUAGUUGCUUUAGUUGCCUCUUCCCACCAACAUUGCUUAAUUCUUUUAUUUCUUCCUUUUUUUGCUCUACAAUUACGUCUCAUUCAAAGAGCUAGAUAUAGCGUUUGUUUACUCUCAUUAAUGCUCAUAAAGGCAACUCUUUAACGCACUGCUGCAUUCUCUCUCUGUUUCUGUUUUUUUUUGUCUCUCUGUAGGCUGUAGCCCUCAAAUGGCGGCUAAAUCUCUGCUGAAUUCUUCCUCUCCAUAUUCUACUCGUUUCUUGAACUCUGAAUCAAAGUAUAUCAGUCUUAAAAGAAGCCAGUUGAGAUUUGAGCCUAAAAUAGUCUUCAAGGAUCAAUACUCCAUCAAAAUAACAAGAAAAGGAGGGCAUCUGAAGCAGAGAGGAGGAGGAUGCAUGGUGAAGUGUGCGGCAGAGGGAAUAGAGAAAGGAAUGCUGAUGGGAGGAGAGGCGGUGAGAGUUAGUAUACCGGAAAGAUACAAGGUGGUGGCAUUAACAGCGUGUGUUAUGUGCCUUUGUAAUGCUGAUCGUGUUGUCAUGUCUGUUGCUGUCGUUCCUCUUGCGGCUAAAUACGGCUGGUCCAGUUCUUUCCUCGGCAUCGUCCAGUCAUCAUUUCUAUGGGGAUACAUAUUCUCAUCAGUAAUAGGAGGAGCCUUAGUAGACAAAUAUGGAGGAAAACGAGUGUUGGCAUGGGGUGUGGGGCUAUGGUCUUUGGCUACCCUUCUUACUCCAUGGGCUGCUAACCACUCCACCGCCAGCCUCUUGGCCGUUCGCGCCUUCUUUGGACUUGCCGAAGGUGUAGCUUUGCCUUCCAUGAGCACCCUCUUGUCAAGGUGGUUUCCGACCAAUGAACGAGCCAGUGCAAUUGGGUUAUCCAUGGCUGGCUUUCAUCUUGGCAAUGUCGCAGGCUUACUUUUAACUCCAAUUAUGUUAUCCACCAUUGGAAUUGCUGGCCCUUUUAUUCUCUUUUCAUCCCUUGGACUACUAUGGGUAUCAAGAUGGACAAAUGGAGUCACAAGCGACCCACGAGAUAGCCCUUUUGUCAGCAAAUCAGAGUUGAGAUUAAUCCAAGCUGGUAAAACAGAUUCUUCCACUAACAAAGGCCAGCUUCCACCACUGCGUUUGCUAUUUUCAAAAUUACCUACAUGGGCAAUUAUUUUUGCCAAUGUAACUAACAAUUGGGGUUACUUUGUUCUGCUCUCAUGGAUGCCUGUCUAUUUCAAAACUGUCUUUAAUGUGAACUUGAAGCAAGCGGCCUGGUUUAGUGCUGUUCCAUGGGGGACAAUGGCAGUCUCUGGUUACAUUGCAGGUGCUGCAUCAGAUUUCUUAAUCAAGGCAGGCUACUCCUUGACACUAGUCCGAAAGGUCAUGCAGUCUAUUGGUUUCAUUGGACCUGGGGUAUCACUGCUCUGCUUAAAUUAUGCCAAGACACCAGUAACUGCUGCUAUAUUCAUCACAGCAGCCCUAAGUUUGAGUUCUUUCAGUCAAGCCGGAUUUCUUCUCAAUAUGCAAGAUAUAGCACCUCAAUAUGCAGGUUUCCUCCAUGGAAUUGCAAAUUCUGCUGGUACAUUAGCAGCAAUCGUCAGCACCAUUGGAACAGGUUAUUUUGUUCAGUGGCUGGGAUCCUUCCAGGCAUUCCUGACAGUCACAGCAGGCCUCUAUUUCAUAACAACAAUAUUUUGGAUUAUGUAUGCUACUGGAGAACGGGUUUUCUAGAUUAAGAUUUGAGUGUAAAAAUCAUCUCUAAUUAUUUACGAAGCGGCUAGAACAAAGAUGAACUUAAGUUAAUCUUUGGAGGAGAUUGCAAAAUUUUGAGCCAAAUCAUUUAUUUAGGCAUAUAUGAUUAUAGUAUUAGACUGAGAUUGUAUAGAUGAUUUCUUUUUAAUUUUUUUCAAUAGUUUGUAAUACAAGCAAAAAGUGUCUGGUAAUAGAUGCAGUAUGCAUUUGUUGAUUGGCUUUUCCCUUAGUAAGCAAAGGUCAACUUGUAGUCAUGUGAUGUGAGAAGUAUAUAGUAUGAAAUUCUUACUUCCGUCUC